CUUCUUUUGUCACCCUCAUUCAUUCAUUCAUUCAUUCAUUCCCAUCACCUCCUCUCUCUCUCUCUCUCUCUCUCUCUCUCUCUCUAUAGACACAUUCACCGUUCACAUCUUCCGGAAUUGCUACUGAUUUGGGCUUGAAUUCUUUCAAUAUUAAUGGGCGGGAUUGUGAACAUGGUGAAGAAGCCGCCCAAAGUACAACAAGUGGAUAUAGUUUUUUACAAUCCCUUAUAUGGUGGCAAUGGGUCUGACGUAGGAGUCAAUGAUGGGUUUCCUUGCUUUCCUAAGCGGACAGCUGCUCCAAAGGUAUCAGAAACAAGCUCCCUUUUGGGCAGGGCUGGUGGGAAGGCAGUGGCAGUAUUGGACACCCUUGGUAGUAGCAUGACGAAUUUGAAUCCAAGCAGAGGUUUGACCUCAGGGGCAACAAAAGGGAAUAAAAUUUCAAUUUUGGCUUUUGAAGUCGCAAACACAGUUGUCAAGGGUUCAAAUUUAAUGCAGUCCCUUUCUAAGGAUAACAUCAAACAUCUAAAAGAGGUUGUGCUUCCUUCAGAAGGCGUACAGAAUUUGAUAUCAAGAGAUAUGGAUGAACUCCUGAGAAUUGCUGCUGCUGACAAGAGAGAAGAGCUCAAAGUUUUCUCGGGAGAAGUAGUGCGUUUUGGAAAGCGUUGUAAAGAUCCUCGGUGGCAUAAACUGGAUCGCUAUUUUGAACAGUUGGGUUCAGAAAUUACACCACAGAGGCAAUUGAAGGAAGAUGCAGAGACAGUGAUGCAGCAAUUGAUGCCGUUAGUCCUAAAUACAGCUGAAUUAUAUCAUGAGUUACAUGCCUUGGACAGAUUUGAACAAGAUUAUCAGCGGAAGCUUCAAGAGGAAGACAACUCAAGUACCACCCAAAGAGGGGAUAGCCUUGCAAUCUUGAGAGCAGAGUUGAAGAGUCAAGAGAAGGUUGUAAGCAGUUUGAAGAACAAAUCACUCUGGUCUAAGACUUUUAAAGAGGUUGUGUGGAAGCUUGUAGACGUUGUACACUUAUUACAUGUAAUGAUUCAUGAAGCUUUUGGCAGUGCUGCUGAAGAACCAGUGGAAAGUUCUGCGAGGAACUACAAGAAGUUGGGGCCUGCUGGUAUUGCAUUACAUUAUGCAAGUAUUAUUUCACAUAUUAACACACUCGUGUCUCUGUCUCGAUCAAGUUCGGUGGCUCAAAAGUUGAGGGAUACUUUAUAUCUAGGGCUGCCAUCCACUGUAACGUCAGGUUUGCGCUCAAAAUUACAGUUAGUUGAGCUCACCAUCCCUCAAAUCAAAGCUCAAAUGGGGAAAACAUUGGAGUGGCUUGUUCCCGUUGCAAGUAACACAACCAAAGCUCUUCAUAACUUUGGCUGGGUCGGAGAGUGGGAAAAUGCAGAGUUUGAGGCACGCUGGAAACAUAGUCACCAGACUGGCAUUCUGAUGAUUGAGACACUACACCAUGCUGAUAAGGCAGUAACUGAAGCUUAUAUCUGUCAACUUAUCGUUUGGCUACACCAUCUGAUGAGCCAGGCGGGGGCUGGUGUUGGUGGAAUGCCGUCAACUCCUGUUAUUAAUCGGUUAUCUACAGACAACGCCAACUGUUCGUCCCCCGUGUUGACAGAUGAAGAUCAAGAGAUGCUUCAAGAUGUGAGUAAGAACAACCUGAGGCUUGGAACGAGUAAGAGUCAGAAUUAUGAAGCGGGACAGACCAGGUUCAGCAAACACCAUAGGCUGAGUAAGAGCUGCGGACACUCCCUACCAAGUGAAACCAGGAAACUUCCAUUCCCCAUUCAGAGUCUGAUAUCGAGGCCUAGGCCGAUCGACUUUGAUAUCGACCGGAUCAAACUGUUGGAUGUCAUUGAUGGACUUGACACAACCAAAGGCUCCAAGUAGCUGCAGAUCAACAUGUUCUGUAUAAAGGUCUCAUAAGUGUAAAUAGUAUCAUUAUCUUUUCUUUCGUUCUUUCUUUCUUUCUUUCUUUCCUUUUUGGUAAGGUGUAAUUCAUCGGUCCAAUUUAAUAAUCAAUGGAUCAAAAUAAUUUGACAAAA
Molecule: messenger RNA, 2045 nt
Organism: Pyrus x bretschneideri (Chinese white pear)
Lineage: Eukaryota; Viridiplantae; Streptophyta; Magnoliopsida; Rosales; Rosaceae
Product: protein PSK SIMULATOR 1
Exons: 12
Coding region: 154-1890 (578 amino acids)
Biological process (GO): positive regulation of growth
Source: RefSeq, a predicted model, not a curated record